Bolinopsis microptera is the source of this 2818-nucleotide messenger RNA. RefSeq names its product tyrosine-protein kinase SRK3-like. Gene Ontology annotation, biological process: cell differentiation; cell surface receptor protein tyrosine kinase signaling pathway; protein phosphorylation. The record is from RefSeq and is a predicted model, not a curated record. The coding region runs from base 41 to 1510 and encodes 489 amino acids. Gene Ontology annotation, molecular function: signaling receptor binding; ATP binding; non-membrane spanning protein tyrosine kinase activity. The transcript has 10 exons. Gene Ontology annotation, cellular component: extrinsic component of cytoplasmic side of plasma membrane. NCBI's taxonomy places the organism in Eukaryota, Metazoa, Ctenophora, Tentaculata, Lobata, Bolinopsidae.
UUUUAGCUUUAUGGUUUGAAGAGGUGCAACACAAUAUACUAUGGGAUGUAUCGAAUCUAAGCCCAAACAAAAGAAGCCUGCAAUAGAGGGUGGGUCCAAUGGACUGACGGAGAGACCACCUCCGCCGCCCCCUCCACAAUCUAGCCUGGGACAAGAGGACACAUCUGUUAUAGCCCUAUAUGCUUACCAAAAGAGGACUAAUUCUGAUAUUAGCUUUGAGAAGGAUGAUAUCUUAGUGGUGUUGGAUAAGAGCAACUCGGACUGGUGGAAAGCCAGAAACACCCGCACUAGAGAGGAAGGUUACAUCCCCUCUAACUAUGUUGCUUCUGUUCACUCUCUCGAGGCUAAAGCCUGGUAUUUCGGUCUAAUUAAACGAAGCGACAGUGAAGCCUAUCUCAAGCAAACCCAGCCGGGCUCGUUCCUGGUGCGUGAGAGUGAAACUAGGCCUGGAACCUUGUCCCUGUCUGUUCGGGGAGAAAACAACGAUGCUGGGUCAGCCGUGAUAAAACACUUCUGUAUAAGAACCAAGUCAGAGACAGGCGAGGUGUUCAUCAGUAACAAGAUUGAGUUCCCUAACGUUCACGAACUUAUUGCUUACUACCGACAAAACAAGGGGUUGUCAAUAAAGCUGACGUACGUGUGUCCCAAACACCAAGAGACCCCAGAGACGGACGGGUUAGCACACGAUGUGUGGGAAGUUAACAGGAGCACUAUCCAGCUCCACGAGAGGCUGGGACAGGGGUGCUUCGGAGAGGUGUGGGCGGGAACAUGGAACAACGCGGUAAGAGUGGCUGUAAAGACUAUGAAAGAAGGCACCAUGGACGCUGAUAAGUUUCUGGAGGAAGCUAAUGUAAUGAAGCGACUCAAGCACCCCCAUGUGCUCCAGCUCAAGGCUAUUUGCUCUAGAGAGGAACCAGUUUGGAUUAUCACAGAAUUAAUGAUAAACGGCUCCCUACAAGAUUACCUCCACAAAAAGGGUAACAGUCUGAUUCGAGAGGGUAACAUGGGUGUACUUAUUACCAUGGCGGGCCAGUGUGCUAGCGGUAUGGCUUAUCUCGAAGCUGAGAACUUUAUUCACCGAGAUCUAGCAGCCAGGAACGUGUUAGUAGGUGAGAACCACCUGUGUAAGAUAGCUGACUUUGGGUUAUCAAGAGAGGAUAUCUAUCUGGCAGACGUGAAGUCCAAGUUCCCAAUCAAGUGGACAGCUCCUGAGGCUGCAUUCUACCAAAAAUAUACGAUAAAAAGUGACGUGUGGUCGUUUGGAAUUCUAAUGUACGAGAUAAUAACCCUUGGAAAAGUUCCGUAUCCUGGAAUGCGAGGACAGGAAGUCCUUGAGAAAAUAGAAGGAGGUUACCGCAUGCCACAGCAUACUGGUUGCCCUGACGACUACUACUCCAUUAUGAAGGACUGCUGGAAGCAGGAAGCGAGUCAGAGGCCCUCUUUCGAAACCCUGAAAUGGCAACUGGACGAUUUCAACGUUGCCAUGGAAGGCCAAUACGACGAGACCUAACGAAUAAAAUCAGACUCUGUAUAUUUUACUUUCACAAGAAGAAGAUCCGAGCCCUCGGCCCAUGCUCAUUGAACACGUCACGUGAUUUGGUGUGUUGGUUGUAAGAUCGAGUUGAAAAAGCACAACGAGCUCUUUGAUAAUAAUAGCCAAGUUACAUAUAAUAAAUUUGUUAAUAGCUGAUAAUUUUUAAAAUUUUAGUUUUGAUGAUUUCGCACGUGUUUGGGUAUACAGAUUCAAGGGUUUCAGAUAUUUUUGAUCUUGAUGAAUGUUUAAAAAUUUUCUUUCAGUUUUAGGAGUUGUUUUGGCUCAGCCGGAAGACUCGAUUGUUCUCUUGCAUGUUCUUAAUUUGGAAUCAUUUCAGAAAUUUAUGCCCCUAAAUUCUACUCUUAUCUCUCCUUAUCAUAUUAGUCAAAUUUUCGUUUCCGAGCAAAUAUUGUUAAAAGUCUGAUACGAUAGUUUAUAACUAAUGUAUGUUUCUUAAAGUACUACCUUCGCUUCCUAAGAACUGUGCUAUAUUUCUAAGAUGUAACUAAAUAAUUGAACUGAAACCAAUUGGAAGACCGAUCAAGAGGGGCAAAAAACAAUACAAGUUAAUUUUAGUAAUUAAUUAAUUAAAUCUAGGCCUCCUAUUCGCACUAGUUGGAAUUUUAACGUUAGCCCUAUUCGGGCUGAAAUUACGCAGUUUUAUCUACAUUGCUUACAGAAUUCAAGUCGAUGAUGAUGAUGAUUUUAUGCCUUUUCGUCAAUUGAAGCUGUUAAUAGGGCUGUUACCAAGGCAGAAUUAUAACAUGAAGAUAUUUUUAAUGAUUUUUAGCAUCAGUUGUAUAAUGAUAAUAUAUUAGUAUAUUAUAGAAGUAAUUGUAGAAUGUAGAUUCGUGUUUUUAAGAUGUUGAAAAUAUUGAUUUAAAUUGAACUCGUGAUCACCACCACCAUUUUAUCUCGCCUUCUUUCACGGAUUAAUUGAUUUGGUGGAAAAUUUUAGCUUUCAUAAAAUCAUGAAAGCUGAAUUUAAAAGAAGAAACUCGAAAUUAUAGAAAACAUGCCCAGACUACACAAACAAGACACUUGAGGCUGUCUGGAUUCGAUGAUUUGUAAUUUCUAUUGUUUCUCAAUUUAUGGCAGUUUGUACGCACAUUAAUUGAGAGAAAUACAACUGUUUGAUUUAUGGCUGCAUAGUUUUUGAUUAGGCAUGCUAUUCUGAAUACAAAAGAUUUGUUAAUAAACACAAUUUGCUUUUUAACAUAACUGAUAUAUAUACCGUUUGCAGCGACAUCAGAUUUCUUUUGAUAGAAUAAAUUUCUCUAAGAA